UCCGCGCUCCGCCGGGUGCUGUACUGCCACGCCCCCGCGCUCCGGACCUGGGCAAGCAGCGGCCUGCCGGCCGCUCCCGGGGCCACAUGGCUGAGGGGGACUCAGGGAGCGACCAGAGGCAGAGUGAGGAAAUUGAAGCAAUGGCAGCCAUCUAUGGCGAUGAAUGGUGUGUCAUUGAUGACUGUGCCAAAAUAUUUUGUAUUAGAAUUAGCGACGAUAUAGAUGACCCCAAGUGGACACUUUGCUUGCAGGUGAUGCUACCGAAUGAAUACCCAGGUACAGCUCCACCUAUUUAUCAACUGAAUGCUCCGUGGCUUAAAGGGCAAGAACGUGCAGAUUUAUCGAAUAGCCUUGAAGAAAUAUAUAUACAGAAUAUUGGUGAAAGUAUUCUUUACCUGUGGGUGGAGAAAAUAAGAGAUGUUCUAAUACAAAAAUCUCAAAUGACAGAACCAGGCCCGGAUGUAAAGAAGAAAACUGAAGAGGAAGAUGUUGAAUGUGAGGAUGAUCUCAUCUUAGCAUAUCAACCAGAAAAUCCAGUUAAAGCAUUGGAUUUUGCUAUCAGUGAAAAUCGAACAGAAAUAGAAGAAUUACCGCCGAUUGAUCAUGGCAUUCCUAUUACAGACCGAAGAAGUACUUUUCAGGCACACUUGGCACCAGUAGUUUGUCCCAAACAGGUGAAAAUGAUUCUUGCCAGGUUGUAUGAGAAUAAGAAAAUAGCUAGUGCCACCCACAACAUCUAUGCAUACCGAAUAUAUUGUGAGGAUAAACAGACCUUCUUACAGGACUGUGAGGAUGAUGGGGAAACAGCAGCUGGUGGACGUCUUCUCCAUCUCAUGGAGAUUCUGAAUGUGAGAAAUGUCAUGGUGGUAGUAUCACGCUGGUAUGGAGGGAUUCUGCUAGGACCAGAUCGCUUUAAGCAUAUCAACAACUGUGCCAGGAACAUACUGGUAGAGAAGAACUACACAAAUUCACCGGAGGAAUCAUCUAAGGCUUUUGGAAAGAACAAAAAAGUAAGAAAAGACAAGAAGAAGAGUGAGCACUAAUACCUGUUACCUUUGAAUGGUUAUUUUCCCUGUAAUUACAUGCAGAUCUCACAGUCACGAAGGAAUACAUUGUGCAAGAGGAUCCGUUACACUCAAGUCAGCCAGUUCAUCGUGGGCACCAGCAUACUCUUCUUGGGUUAUGAUAUCUGCCAGAAAUAGAGAACUUGUGAUAUAGUCAUGUAUUUCAGACUGUUUGGACGAAUGAAUUAGGAUUUAUUCACCACUUCAUCUAAUUUUAGGAGGGUAAAGUUGCCCAGGGCAGUACUUGAAUUCACUGUCCAUCUCAGUACAUGUCAAGUGCCUUUGUUAGGUUGGGAAGAAAUGUCUCUAGAGGAAUACAGAUACCUGAUUUCUUGUCAUAAGGCUUCUCAUUUUGUUAAAUGAAUAUUGUCUUCUUGUCGUUGUGGCUUAUUGGAAUUGGAGCUCACUGAAGACUGAUCUUGGAGAGUUUCUUGUGAUUUUAGUUCGUAAGUAUAUCACCUUUUGUUUUAUGGUGUUCAUUGCUGAGUGAUGGUUCCGUGAAAACCCAGGAGUGUCCAUCUGUAGUUAUGUGCUGAAGUGGUGAUUCAUCUAACACAUAUGUUAGCCUAAAUGUAUGCCUCAAUUUUUUGCAAAUACGUAACUGUGAAAUUUCAAAAAAUGAUUUCCUAGUUUCUGCUUUUUUUUGUUAAUUCUUAUAGAGUGAAACAGAGUCAGUAGUUUCUUUCCUCCUGACUUUGAAAUGUGUUGGUGUAAUAUUCUGGGUUUCUUUUUAACAAUCCGAAGUACCUUUCUUGUGAUCUUUAUUGAUAAAUUAGAACUGCGGUAAAAGCUCUGCUCUGGUUAAUGGGACGUUUACAGAGUGGGGUGGAGGUGGCAGAACAACUGGUGUCACAUAGGAGAAUGCCCUCUAGUGAGAUAAAUGUGAUGUACACGUUCUGUCUGCACUCCAGCCAGCUUGCGCAAGUCCAUGGCUUUGUGGAGAGAAGGAACAAACCUUCUACUUGGAAAAACAAAGACAAUCCCUCUUUUUUCCAUUCUUACCAAACCUUUCUUUUUAUCAGUGUUUAUAUUCCUUCUUUCAUUGACCUCUAUGAAAGUUAUGCCAUUGACUUCUAGGCAUCUAGACAAUAAAUUUUUUCUUGAGAUAUGACAAUAAAUCGUCAACAGUUUCCUUUCAAAUAUGAUUGCAAAUAAUUAUCAAAAGAUUUUAAUUGAUAAUGGAUUUGCCUGAGAUUCCCUUCCAAAGGGAGGGAACAGAAAUUAGGAGAUAAUUUGAGAUGGUGCUGGAUCCGAGAAAAGUGGACACAAGACAGACGUGUUUUUCUGUUCUCUGACGUUUACACUAGGAUGGAUUCUGAGAAAUAAAAUCUAAAUUAUG
This is a messenger RNA of Manis pentadactyla (Chinese pangolin), 2403 nucleotides long. It is a transcript of the gene IMPACT, whose product is annotated as impact RWD domain protein. Bases 87 to 1043 code for a protein of 318 amino acids. Gene Ontology annotation, cellular component: cytoplasm. The record is from RefSeq and is a predicted model, not a curated record. Lineage: Eukaryota; Metazoa; Chordata; Mammalia; Pholidota; Manidae. Gene Ontology annotation, biological process: regulation of translational initiation. The transcript has 11 exons. Gene Ontology annotation, molecular function: protein binding.